UUGAGGAGUUUUAUUAUGCAUCCAUGAUCAACCGUUCAAUGUUUCCCCAAGAGCUUGAGCCUCAUGUAGAGUCUCCAAAGAUCCUUGAAAAUGAGGUGGGUGAACAGCUGAUGGCCCCGCAAAAGAUUGCCACGGUGAAGAUGGAAAUGGUAGCUGAUGAUGAUGAGAAGAUGAGAAUGUACGAGAGAGCACGAAUGGCUGUUGAGGCUUGUGACAGGGAACUUCUGGAAAAGACCAGGAAAUAUGAAGAACUAAUGCUGGAGAAGCACAAAAAGAAGAUGCAAGUCCAACAGCUGGAGAAGAUUGUGAGGCUUAAACUUGCAGAGGCUGAUAUGUUCCAACUCAAGGUCAAUGAGGCAAAACAAGAGGUGCUGAGGCUCCAGAAGAUUGCUCUUGUGUCGGAAGAAGAAUAUGCUAACAGCCACCUGAAACAACAAUUGAGGGAAGCCGCGGCAGAGAAGCAGUAUCUAAUUGAGAAGAUUAAACUCGAAGAACAUUCACAGGCAUCCAACAACUGUGGUGGUGGUGGUGGUCCUGCUCAGACAUUGAUUCAUUCGAAAAUGGAUGAUCUGCUUUACAGUGACACUCCUAAGACGGAGUUUAAUUGGAUUCCGUGGUAGCGGUUCUAUUGAUCCAUAUGGAACUUGAAUGCCUAUGGUAAAUUUUCUGUGAAAAAUGCUUACCUCUCUUUGUUCCAAGGUUCUGAAAAAUGGAAAUGGAUCCGGUGACGUUUAUCCAGUGAUCCUAGUUCUCCAAGAUGCAAGCUGCACAUUGAGUCUUUUGAUCAUUUAUUUCGAGGAUGCAAGAUUUUUCUACAAAUCUGGAUCAGGCUUGGUUAUAAUGUUUCUUUCUCUACUUUAUCUUCAGAUUUUGAGGCCUCGCUGGCUAGCUGCUUGUCUGAAAGCUAAAGCUCACAACUCUAAAUCUACUCCUUGGUUUCUUACUUUCUGCAUCAGCUUGUGGUAUAUUUGGAAGUGGAGAUGUAAACUUAUGUUUGGUGCUGCUUUUUCACCUGCCCAAUUGGCUGCAAUGCAAUACGAUGGAAAUUCCUCCCAGGCAAAAUUGGAAAUGACCACUGUUUUGCAUUGGUGCCCUCCUACUAUUUAUACUUUCAAGCUCAAUACUGAUGAAAGUAAAAGUUCAGGGGAUGAAUCUCUUAGUGCUGGGGGUGUUAUUAGGGAUCCAAAUGGUAUUUGGAAUCUACGCUUUUCUGCUAAUUUUGGGACUGGUUCUGUGCUUGUAGUGGGGGUCGUUUCAAGGAUUAAACUUAG
Molecule: messenger RNA, 1271 nt
Organism: Rosa chinensis
Lineage: Eukaryota; Viridiplantae; Streptophyta; Magnoliopsida; Rosales; Rosaceae
Product: protein OBERON 2
Exons: 2
Coding region: 24-620 (198 amino acids)
Cellular component (GO): nucleus
Source: RefSeq, a predicted model, not a curated record